Monosiga brevicollis MX1 is the source of this 1458-nucleotide messenger RNA. RefSeq lists its product as uncharacterized. The record is from RefSeq and is a predicted model, not a curated record. Gene Ontology annotation, biological process: carbohydrate metabolic process. Gene Ontology annotation, molecular function: polygalacturonase activity. Lineage: Eukaryota; Choanoflagellata; Craspedida; Salpingoecidae. The transcript has 4 exons. Bases 1 to 1458 code for a protein of 485 amino acids.
AUGCGAUCGCGGCGCGUGCGCCUGGCGCUGGCGUGCCUGUUGGUUUUGCUCGUCGCGGGCAUGCCGGCAGUGACAGGACGCGUCAGUAUUUUGGACUUUGGGGCUGUGCCAAACAGCAACAACUUUUAUGUGGCCACGCGCAAUGCCGCGGCGCUGAUGGCAGCCGCUCAGAACGCGUCCCAGCUGCCGUUGGGGGCUGAUCGCACCGUCUAUGUGCCCCCUGCCACCUUUUACAUGGCGCCGAGCAGCUAUACCGGCUUGCACGACCUGACCUUUGAGAUCGAUGGCGAGUUGAUAGCUCCCUUGAACAUGUCCCUGUGGCCCACGGAUGAUCACAACAACUCACUGCCGAUUUUCCAGUUUACCAACUGCAGCCGCUUGCUCUUAACCGGCAGCGGCGUAGUGGACGGGCAGGGUUACGACUGGUGGUGGCUCAUCAUUCUCAACAUUAUUCACACCCGCCCACACAUGCUUUGCAUGGACCUGUGCCAAGACGUGGAGAUUGCCAACCUCCGCUUCAAGAAUAGCGCCCAAUUCCACCUGCGCCUGCACGACAUUCACAACUUUACCAUUCACGGCAUUUCCAUUGAGGUGGACGUUGAAGCGCAGCGCGAGCUAUUGGCCAAUCAUGGGCUUCUCACCACCGAGGCGCAUGCACCCCUGCCCAUUGGCAUCCCCACCUUUCCCCUCAACACUGAUGGCAUCGAUCCCGCGGGAACCAAAGUCCACAUUUACAACGUGACCAUCCAAAACUUUGAUGAUGCCGUCGCCAUCAAGCCCGCCAGUUCCAAGUUUGUGCUCAGCAACUGCUCUCGAGAUUACCUGGUCGAAAACUCGACCGUGCGCUUUGGCGUCGGCAUGACCAUCGGCUCGGUGCCGCCCAACCUUGGGAUUAAUUGCGUGGAAAACGUUCUCUUUCGAAACAUCCGCUUUGAAGCUCCCAUCAAAGGUGUUUACAUCAAGACCAACCCUGGCGAAGAUGGCUAUGGUGUCAUUCGGAAUGUAACCUACCGCAACCUGACCAUGGAAAACCCGCUGUGGUGGUCCAUCUACAUUGGGCCCCAGCAGCAAAAGCAACCUGAUGGUCAUGGCCCUGGCUGCAUGAUCUACCCGCUCAACCCAGACUGUCCCACCAACCCACGCAUCACCAUCUCAGACAUCACGCUGGAGGACAUCAACGCCACCAACGCCCUUCUUUCCCCCGGCAUCCUUCGCUGCAAUGCCUCAAACCCCUGCACAAACAUGGUUUUUCGAAACGUGCAUGUUCAGGGAGGCUCUUGGCCGACCAGCUCCUUUAUCUGCGAAAACUUUGAUGGCACCUUUGACGACGUGAGCCCCCUGCCCAACUGUUCUCAGACGCCUGCGCAACAUGUGCAGCAUCCACAGCAGGUGGCGCUGCAGGGCAAUGUCUGGCCUGCGCCUGUCAUGUCACAAGAUAAGGACAUUCUUGCCGACUAG